AUGGAACACCUUACACUCUUUGGCUGGGAAGUCCUGGAUGUUGCUGCAGUCCCUCAGGUUAUUGCGGUUCUAACGGCUGUUGUGGCAGCGGCUAUGGCAUGGGUGGGUGUGGUUGCGGUUAUGGUCAGUUCGGUGGUUGCGGAUGCGGUUCCCAUGGCGGAGGGUGUGUUUGUAGCCCCUGCUGUGCAUCCUGCUGCUGCUGUCGUCCAAGCUGUGGGUGCGGUUGUGGCAUCCAAGUUGGCUGCGGUCCCCGUCUCUACAACUGUGGACGAAGUGGGUGUUGCGGCUGCACCAUUUAAGCACUGA
Molecule: messenger RNA, 306 nt
Organism: Hydatigera taeniaeformis
Lineage: Eukaryota; Metazoa; Platyhelminthes; Cestoda; Cyclophyllidea; Taeniidae
Source: the annotation of a GenBank genome assembly